AUGUCUAGGAGACCGCCGACGGUGCGGAGUUCCGUUCAAGCGGAGACGGACAUCGGGUUCAUCCGAGUCCGAUCAUCAGCACAAGUUCAGGUACAGCCGAUUGUCAGCAGUUUAUUUCAAAUUGACGUAGGACCCGCUUUGAACAGGCCAUUCUCAGAGAUUCAGUAGUUUGUUGAUUUUGUGUUGCAAUUCAUUGCUUUUUAUCUCGAAUUAUUGUUGCUAUUGUUAUUGUUAUUCGUUUCUCCUUUCUAUGUCUUAAUUUUCGUUUAUGCGUCUUUCACAUUUUCAUAAUCUGUCUACCUGAUAUCUCAUACCUAACUACUUCUUCAGCCUAAUCAUUACCUCGUAUUCAAACUUGAAAAAAAAGUUGCUUUACUUGUCUUAUUCAUGUCCUCAACAGCGUUAAUUCGCAUUUAUACUUUAAUUCUUGAAAUUUCGCAUUUUCUAUGUUUUCAACUUCCAUCCAGGGUCCACAUCUUCAUUCUUCAACUGCUGACACUAUAACAACCAAGUGAGUUUAACUUCAUUGCUCACAUGGGAGAGGGGCGCGGCAUACAUGCUGCGUAUGUACGCCAGCGGACGGAGACAUGCCGUACUGUAUGUACGCCAAUUUUUAGAGGCGAUUUUUGUCGAAAUGUGUAACUGUUCUCGAAAGCGUAGUUUUGGCCGCUAAACACACUCGUUUGUUGUUCGGAAAGAAUAAACCUAAUGUUGGCAUGUCUAAUUGGAAAUAGAAACAAGAUAUCAUAGAAAAUGUGAAACUGACAAGAGCCGACUGUUUUUGGAACAAAAUCGGUCUUUACGAAGCAUGCUGCAUGCUAUGCAUUUUCUGUUUUUUUCGCUUGUUAGCUUGUAUUUCAUAAAAACCAAAAAAUGGAUUCAAAGCGCUGGCAUACGCUGUUUCCUCAUUUAAAAUCGCUGACUAUGAGUCACUCAUUUCUUUAACUUUUUUGGUCUAUUCUAUGUUUCUAACGUUUUUUCAUGUGAUUUUUCAAUUAUUUCACCGUAACUGUUGUAUUAUUUUCAGCUACCUCAAGCUUCGAUCUGUUCGGAACAAAAAAUGCUCGAAUACAUCAGGUUCUUGGAAACAGUUGUGUGUGCCGUCUACGAGAUUCGGACCGAAAUUGGUCCAUGAAAGGUGAAUUUCAUGACUUCUAUUUUUUUAACUUGAAAAUUUGAAGAAUCAGCAACAAUGAAAACUAUCGAACACCCAAAAGUUGCGGAGAAGUUUUUGGACUUGGAUCGAAGAAUACUGACGCCAAGUUUCAGCUCGAUUGGACUAUCCGAUCCCGAGAUAUGUGGAUCAUAGGCCGACAUUGCCCGAAAGCCCGGGCUUUUCGACUAAUUUUUCCAAGUGUGCCUUCAAAAUUAGGCAGACUAUAACAGAUAGCAAAUACGCAUUUUUUGGAAAAAAUCGUUCAUAGAAAUCAUAUUUUUUGCCGAGGUUCAGCAGUGUAGCAAAUUUUCGUCUGGUUUAAUUUAAUUUGCAUGUCUGGUUUUGUACAUAUUUUGUAUUGUUUGCAGUUAUUUGAAUAAAUUCUAUAACUUUCUGAAGUUCCCAUUGAAUAUUCACUUUCAAAAAACUAGUAUUCAUCCUAGAAGAACACAGCACGAGAACAUGGCACCAAAAACUGACAAUUAUUGCACACACUUCUCUCACCAGCACCUAUAAUUUGGCUCAAUUAUAGUCCUAUUCUGCUUUUCCCUCACUUCACUUCGUCUCGUUAGACCGAUCAAACCAAUUUAUAUUCAAUCCAGAAUGUUCGAAGGCGUGUGCACUGAUGAACUUCGCGAGUACAUCCAGUCCUCGAUGUCUUUCUGGGCAACAAUCCUGAAAAUAUUUCAAGCAUUGUGCUGUUUUGCUGGUCUCUGUAUCUCUCGAACCAAUAUGAACUUGAUUUCUAAGAUUUACACGCCAUGGAGCACUAAGGUGAGAAUCUUCAUAUUCUAUUUGUAUAUGUUUUUAAAACUGAACCUUUUUCAGGUGCUCUUCUACAUGCACACGUUCGCUCUCUGGAACUAUGUAAUCUUUUUCGUUGGAACACAGGUAAGCUCCAUUAUUUAAGAUCAAGUUCAAUCAAGUGCAUAUUCAGAUCUACCACUUUGCCUCAAGAGUUCUAUACAAAGAUUGUGAACUUCUGACGGCUGCCAAGUAUUGCAUCUUCUCGAGAAUCAGUCAGUCGUGGUCGACAGUCUGUAAGUAUAAAUACAAUAUUUUAAUUUAUAUCCUUAUUUGCUCACUUUUACAGUCUUCCACUACUUCACAGCCGGAAUACUGAUAGAUAAAUGGAUGGCUUCUCGAUUCAGAUGUUAUCGUGAGAAUGAACGGCUCUUCUAUAUCGUGGCAACAGCAACGGUUUGAGAAAAACUAA
Molecule: messenger RNA, 2372 nt
Organism: Caenorhabditis sp. 36 PRJEB53466
Lineage: Eukaryota; Metazoa; Nematoda; Chromadorea; Rhabditida; Rhabditidae
Source: the annotation of a GenBank genome assembly